UGUGAUUAGCUAUUGUACUCCCAACAAUCAUACAAAAAGUAAUCAGCCAAAAUGAUUGCUUUAGAACCGGAACAGCCCCUCCCAAGCGAGGAGCGGAUGCCUAAAACGGAGCCUACAACAUCACACCCCCAAAGAACAUUAACACGGUCGAGUGCUGUAAGCCAGAAGUCCGUCGAAAUAAUGGUCCAUCCGGAGGGCUCUAACAAUCCCCUGCACAGGUCUAAACUAGCUCCAACCAGGUCAUCCUCGGAGACACAGUCUUCGGGGAAGAAAAUGCUUAAUUUGAGGAAAACGAAAAACUCUUCAAUAGAAUCGACUAUGAGUCUGCCUAACCAGAAAUCUUUAGAGAAAAAACAUGGUAGCCUGCGGCAUCAGAAGGCUGUGGUGGUGCAGGCUCACUCCGACAUAACUUUAAGCACGCAGCCGUCGAUAUCGGAUGACAGGAAGGCGCUGCGGGAAGCGUUGUACCAGGGUAUCUUUCACAGGCACAGGAGGACGAUCUUCGCGGUGGGCUCCUUCCUCAGGAUGCUGAGGAGCAAAACGUCCAACUAUGACUCCAUAAGGUCGGACUCCGAUGAGAUAUAGCGCCCGUAGAUCGUCUAAGUGUAUUUUUAGUAAAAAAUGGUGCCACAGACUGAUUGUGCUUUGUAAGGAGAGAAAAAAAUGUUACUAGCUGUAAGAAUUGUGUUUGUAUUAAAAUGUUCCUAAUUAGUUGUGA
This is a messenger RNA of Trichoplusia ni (cabbage looper), 718 nucleotides long. RefSeq lists its product as uncharacterized. Lineage: Eukaryota; Metazoa; Arthropoda; Insecta; Lepidoptera; Noctuidae. The transcript has a single exon. The record is from RefSeq and is a predicted model, not a curated record. The coding region runs from base 52 to 585 and encodes 177 amino acids.